Messenger RNA from Onychostruthus taczanowskii (white-rumped snowfinch), 870 nucleotides. RefSeq names its product calcium voltage-gated channel auxiliary subunit gamma 5 (gene CACNG5). Gene Ontology annotation, cellular component: postsynaptic density membrane; AMPA glutamate receptor complex. Gene Ontology annotation, biological process: neurotransmitter receptor transport, postsynaptic endosome to lysosome; neurotransmitter receptor internalization; calcium ion transport. Bases 31 to 870 code for a protein of 279 amino acids. Gene Ontology annotation, molecular function: channel regulator activity; voltage-gated calcium channel activity. The record is from RefSeq and is a predicted model, not a curated record. The transcript has 5 exons. Lineage: Eukaryota; Metazoa; Chordata; Aves; Passeriformes; Passeridae.
GCUCCUCCCGUCCCGUCGCGGCCGCGGCCGAUGCAGUUGGCGAUGAGCGCGUGCAGCAGGAAGGCGCUGACCCUGCUCAGCAGCGUGUUCGCCGUCUGCGGCCUCGGCCUGCUGGGCAUCUCCGUCAGCACCGACUACUGGCUCUACCUGGAGGAGGGCAUCGUUCAGCCCCAAAACCAGACGGCUGAGAUCAAGCUCUCACUGCACUCGGGGCUCUGGAGGGUCUGCUUUCUGGCAGGUGAGGAGCGUGGCCGGUGCUUCACCAUCGAAUACGUCAUGCCCAUGAACAUCCAGCUGACCUCUGAAUCCACAAUGAACGUCCUGAAGAUGAUCCGCUCUGCCACCCCCUUCCCUCUGGUCAGCCUCUUCUUCAUGUUCAUCGGCUUCAUCCUCAGCAACAUCGGCCACAUCCGGCCUCACAGGACCAUCCUCGCCUUCGUCUCGGGGAUAUUCUUCAUCCUCUCAGGUCUGUCACUGGUGGUGGGGCUGGUCCUCUACAUAUCCAGCAUUAAUGAUGAGGUGCUCAACAGGACCAAGGACUCGGAGUCGUUCUUCAAUUACAAAUAUGGGUGGUCCUUUGCCUUUUCUGCCAUCUCGUUCCUUCUCACAGAGAGUGCCGGGGUGAUGUCCGUGUACCUGUUCAUGAAGCGCUACACGGCCGAGGACCUCUACAGACCCCACCCCGGCUUCUACCGGCCCCGCCUGAGCAACUGCUCCGACUACUCGGGGCAGUUCCUGCACCCGGACGCGUGGGCGCGGGGCCGCAGCCCCUCGGACAUCUCCAGCGAGGCGUCCCUGCAGAUGAACAGUAACUACCCAGCCCUGCUCAAGUGCCCCGACUACGACCAGAUGUCGUCGUCCCCGUGCUGA